Messenger RNA from Rangifer tarandus platyrhynchus (Svalbard reindeer), 978 nucleotides. Lineage: Eukaryota; Metazoa; Chordata; Mammalia; Artiodactyla; Cervidae. The record is from the annotation of a GenBank genome assembly.
AUGGACAGAGGGAGCACUAGAGAGCGAGCCCGCGCCACCUCCACCCUCGGCGCGGAGAACCGGCCCGCCCCACUCGCCUCCAGCGCGCGGCUGGGCGGUCGGGGCCGAGGAGCGGGACCCCGGGGCGCUCCAACUCGGGCGAGGGCAGGGAGGGGAGUGUCGGCAACAACCCCUCAGCGCGCCGGCGAAGGCACGGAUCUCCGAAUAGGCUGCGCCGCGGACGCGGAGGGGUGGAGGCGAGACGGGCGGAGGAGUUGCGGGGCCGGGAGGGAUGACGUCCUUCGGAGCCCGGGUCUCUCAGAGACUGAAGGUUCGUGCGCUCGCCGGACCCGCGCGCUCACUCCCGGGGUUCGCAGAGGCGCCGCGCCCGGCUCCCGCUGCGGCUCCCGAACGGCGCGCACGGGGGCGAUCCCGGCCCGCGGCAAGCAGGGUGCCCGCCCUCCUACCACCGCUGAGCCCCUCUCUGUCUAUCCCUCGCCGCAGGUGCCCAACCGGGAGUCUCUGCGCAUUCCAGGUGAUUCCGGGCAAGCAGCCCCCGGCCGGGCCAGCCUCACCCCCUGCCUCGCCUUCUCCCUCCUCGACCUCGAGCCAAGGGCAGGCGCCCGCGCCGCGGCCCCUGCACACCGCACGAGCCAGCGUCCCGGCCUGCGCCCGGCUGGGAAGAGGGAUGGGAUACGGGAAGGAAAGGCGCUCACCUGGGUCACCGGGAGUGUCCCUCUCCGGCCCCUCCCGGAGCCUGUUCGCCGCUCCCCGGCACAACCUUCCUCGAAGAAAAAAAGUAGAGAAGGGCAGAGAGGUGGGGCUGCUCAGGGGUCCCUGCGCAGCGGCUUUUUCCUGCGGAUUCUCCCGCGUCUGAUCUCCGGCUCGGUGGCGGGAAAGGGCUCUCGGAGGCCGGAAGGGGCCGCCAGACCCGGGCCCUCUCGCGGCGGCGGCGGCACCUCCAACUUGCCACCUGCAGCGCGCGCGGGGCGCCUGUGA